Bemisia tabaci is the source of this 3285-nucleotide messenger RNA. It is a transcript of the gene Gga, whose product is annotated as ADP-ribosylation factor-binding protein Gga. The record is from RefSeq and is a predicted model, not a curated record. Gene Ontology annotation, cellular component: trans-Golgi network. Gene Ontology annotation, biological process: protein localization to cell surface; Golgi to plasma membrane transport; intracellular protein transport. Gene Ontology annotation, molecular function: ubiquitin binding; small GTPase binding; phosphatidylinositol binding. Lineage: Eukaryota; Metazoa; Arthropoda; Insecta; Hemiptera; Aleyrodidae.
UGUAAUCAAAGUUUGUAAACACAAUCCCAAUCAAUCGCCGAAAUAUUUGGAUUUGCGGUUUGCGGUGUCAAGUAACAGAAUGGAAGUUUAUCCUUUCUCCGUAGCAAUUGAUUUUCCCCAUGUUUAGUUAUUUUUAUCUUCAUUACUUCACGCGUGCACGGUGAAAUCUAAACUAUGGAUCAAAGCAUUGUUACAACCAGUCUAGAAGCCUUAAUCCAACGAGCAACGAAUCCUCAAAAUCGAACACCAGAUAGAGCUGCCAUUGAGGCUGUGUGUGGUCUAAUCAAUCGUGAACCUGAUUGUUCUGGAACCGCUGCAAAAUUAAUCAUUAGCAAAGUCCAGUCUCUUCAAGAAGCUGAGUCUCUUCAAGCUCUAUCUAUUCUUGAUAUGUGCAUGGAGCAUUGUGGUAACAGUUUUCGUGCUGAAGUUGGAAAAUUCAAAUUUUUAAAUGAAUUAAUCAAAUUAGUCUCGCCAAAAUAUUACGGUUUCAUGACACCAAGCAGCGUACAGGCAGAGGUCUUAAGCAUGUUAGAAAGUUGGGUACACCAUUAUCCAAAAGAAACUAAGAUCAGAGAAGCAUAUGAAAUGUUGAGGAAACAAGGUGUUAUCAAAGAAGAAGCAGUCGCGGUUCAUGAUACUGAUAACAGAAAUGGUCAAAAUUCAUCUCAACAUCAUGUUGAAAUCUGUAAAUCCUCCAUUUUAGAAGACAAUGAAAAAUCUCGAUUGUUGCAGAAACUUCUCCAGAGCAAAAAUCCUGAGGAUUUGCAAGCGGCAAAUAGGCUAAUCAAGACAAUGGUCAAGGAGGAAGAGCGAAGAGUUGAAAUGAACUGCAAGCGAGUUAUUGAGUUAGAAGGAAUGUUCAACAAUGCGAAACUAUUAUCUGAGAUGCUAGAUUCUUAUUCACCUGGUGAGAGCACUGAGCAAGAUCUGGAGUUGAUAAAAGAGCUGCACUCCAAUUGCUUAAAAUUUCGUUCUACGGUCUUUAAACUGGCAGCAGACGUUAAGGACAACAAAGCCUUGUACAAUGAAGUUUUGACAGCCAAUGAUGCUCUGGGUGAUGUUUUUGACAAAUACGCUGUGAAAAUUUUAGGGCGCCCUGUAGGAAGGUAUGCUUCUCAACCGAGCGUGCAUCCUUCGCCCGAGUCUAAUCUGACUUCAAAACUGCAGUCUGAUUCUCAAAUGAAAGCGGCAGAAAUGCAGCAACUGUCGCUGCUUGAUCUCAGUUCACCUGUUGAGGAGAAGAGUCUCUCUGAUACUGCAGCAUUUCUACCAGAGCAAAAGACAGGUGGUAGCCUCAGCAAAGCUGCAGGAGGAACAGCGAAUGAUCUCGAACUUCUCUGUGAUAUUUUUGGAGCAGCAGCUGACUCAAAAGCGCCAGCUCUUCUAGAUAAUGCUGUGAAUUCUGUAUUGUGCAAUAUGGCUGUUACUGAUAACAAGAAAGUCAUGAGCAGCUCCACUGAAAAAGCCUCAAAAUCCAAGGGUCUUGAUGAGUUAGAUAUUUUAGGAGAGACCCUGCUCAGACAAAGUUUGACGGCAAACAGUAAGAUGUCUCCACAGUUUAAUUUAACUGGGUCUAAUGAAGGAACAGAACACCAGCAAUCCUCAACUCAAAAGCCUAAAAUAGAAACCCAUUCAACAAGUCAGGUUUCUAAAACAGUACGCACCUCGAUAGAUAGUUUAGACGUGGAUCUGUUGACUGAUGUGACAAAUCUAGUCGAUGAAAAUGCCAUUGGUAAAGACUAUUUUGUUAAAACUUCUCCAAACUGCCCCAAUGGGGAUGAGAAGGAAACAGUAAGUGCCACAGAAAGUCUGCUUCAAUCAAACACAAAUGAGCCUCUCGACCCAGAAUCAUCAGUUCGACGGAAUUCCAUCCUUCCUGAUGUAAAACCCUUGAGCGAUAUCUCCGUACCCCUUGAGAACAUCAAACCAGGUCCCAGAUCUCCAAUAACGAUUUUGAAUGAAGUGAAUGGGAUUACCGUUGUGAUACAUUUAGCUUUGAAUGCGCCUCGCCCAGAUGUCUCUGUCUUCGUUGUCACCACUACUAGCAAGAAUGAAAAUUCGCUCUCAAACUAUCUUUUCCAACCGGUUGUUCCGAAGGAUUUUAGGUUGAGAUUGCAGCCUGCAAGCAGCUCUGAGCUUCCUGCUUACAGUCCUUUUAUGUCUCCCCCUGUUAUAACCCAGGUGAUGCUCAUCGCAAGUCCACGGAAGGAUCCAAUAGUUUUUCAGUUUGUUUUAUCGUACACAAUGGAUGGAGAAACUAUCACUGAGAUGGGAAAGAUUCAAGACUUUCCCCUUUCGUAAAUUUAUUCUGAAAUCACGAUUGUGAACAAAGUGUAACAUUCUUCUUCAUUCAAGCUUUCAAAUCCAAGAUGUGUGCGAUUUUUGCACAGAAGUAGAUGGUAAGUCGACUUAAGACACGUGCAAUAUCCUUUUAGACACCCAAAUUUUUGUUAAAUUUUGACCAAACUUUAUUUUUACCCCGGUUUUCACCCUGAAAAUCAUGUUUAUGUUGAUGUAUAGUCCUCUUCUAGUGAAUCUCAUAUUUUCAAUUUGAGUUCUGAAUUUGAUCUCUCUCAGCCUAGUAAUUUUGUUACUUCAUGAGUAUUCCUUUUUUUCUUUUUCUUUUCCUUUUUCUAAGAAGAAAAAUAAGAGUGUUGACCUGAGUAUCUUUCUGAUGGUCAUUACUCAUUUUAUGACAGUAUAUCGAAAAUUGUAUGGAUAACUGUUGUUAGCAGCUAUCCAAACCCAUUUGUCUUUCACACCAAGUUAAUUAAAUAACUGAUAUAGAAAUUAUUGGGUCAGAAGGGUACAUAAUUUUUCCUAUGCAGCUUCCUAAUAUUACUUCAAAGUUGGCAUAAAUUUUGCGAAUUAUUGAAAAAAAUACUGCCUUGACGUAUCCGAUGAAAUUAUGUAUCGUUCAGGUACAAAAAAUGUUGCCAAAAAUUGUAAAACUUGUGUUAGUGAAUAUGUGAGGCUUUUUUGCUGAGUCUUCUAAAAAUAUUUACAUACUCUCUCUUCUCUGAUAUUUUGGGGGACUUUGUAAGGAAACUAAAAUUUGAUUGUUCUCUUAAAUGUGUAAAAAAAAAAAAAAAAAAAUCAACCAACAAAUCCAAAAGUAAUGUACCCCUGAUGAAUGGAUUAUCCUUCGAUUAGAAACCACUGAUUCCCAACUCAUUUUAGAAACAGCAUAUAUGCUACUGUUUCCUUAUGCAGAUGGGUUUUUCUAUGGAUGAGUCAGAAUUUGUAGUUCCUGAUUGAAAAAAGCAGUCUAAAUGAAAACAAAAA